Messenger RNA from Chanos chanos (milkfish), 2694 nucleotides. It is a transcript of the gene gga3a, whose product is annotated as golgi associated, gamma adaptin ear containing, ARF binding protein 3a. Gene Ontology annotation, molecular function: ubiquitin binding; small GTPase binding; phosphatidylinositol binding. The coding region runs from base 4 to 2181 and encodes 725 amino acids. Gene Ontology annotation, biological process: Golgi to plasma membrane transport; intracellular protein transport; protein localization to cell surface. The record is from RefSeq and is a predicted model, not a curated record. The transcript is spliced from 17 exons. NCBI's taxonomy places the organism in Eukaryota, Metazoa, Chordata, Actinopteri, Gonorynchiformes, Chanidae. Gene Ontology annotation, cellular component: trans-Golgi network.
AAUAUGGCGGAUCCGGAAGGAGAGUCGCUGGAAUCCUGGCUUAACAAAGCCACAAAUCCUUCAAACAGACAGGAAGACUGGGAGUACAUUAUUGGAUUUUGUGACCAAAUCAAUAAGGAACUUGAAGGUCCACAAAUAGCGGUAAGAUUAUUAGCACAUAAAAUCCAGUCACCUCAGGAAUGGGAGGCAGUCCAAGCACUGACGGUUUUGGAAGCUUGCAUGAAGAACUGUGGAAGACGAUUUCAUAAUGAAGUUGGAAAAUUUAGGUUUUUAAAUGAAUUAAUCAAAGUGGUUUCACCUAAGUAUUUGGGAGACAGAGUGUCGGAGAAGGUGAAAACAAAAGUGAUAGAACUGCUUUUCAGUUGGUCCGUUGCGUUACCUGACGAAGCCAAGAUUACUGAGGCAUAUCAAAUGCUUAAGAGGCAAGGCAUUGUCACAGUGGAUCCUGAGGUUCCCGCUGACAAGACGUUGAUCCCUUCCCCUGCACGCCCCAAGAAUCCAGCAUUUGAAAAUGAGGAGAAAAACAAGCGUCUGGCAGAACUCCUGAAGAGCAAGAAGCCGGAGGACCUGCAGGAGGCCAACCGCAUCAUAAAGAGCAUGGUGAAGGAGGACGAGGUCAGAAUGCAGAAAGAAUCCAAACGUGUCGGCAUCUUGGAGGAGGCGAACAACAGCGUCAAGCUCUUGAACGAGAUGCUCAGCCACUUCAGCAAAGAUGAGUCGACACAAGCAGAUAAAGAGUUAAUCAAGGACCUGUAUAAUGACUGUGACAAGCUAAGGACCGCGGUCUUCAAGCUGGCUACCGAAACAGAGGACAAUGACAGCAGUUUAGGUGACAUUCUUCAGGCUAGCGAUGAUCUCUCUCGUGUCAUCAACUCUUACAAGAAGAUAGUUGAAGGACAGAAUAUCAAUGGUGGCACUCCUGGAUCAUCAAGCUCAGAAUGCACCAAUGACAAGAACAGUUCAGAGAUUUUGAUAGACUUGACCGGUCUAGAUGCUCAGAGCCCGUCGCCAUCCGAGCACCGCCCGCCUUCGCCUCCACGUUCUGACUCCAUCCCUGCCGAUCUCUUCAUGGGACCCCAGAUACCGGUUCUCCCCCCUCCAACAGUCACGCCAUCUUCAGGGCAAACAGGUGGUCAGAGCAGUGAAAGAACCAGCCCUAAUCAGCCAGCUCCCCACCCUCCCUCCACCUCCUUCUCCCUCCUGGAUGAGGAGCUUCUUUCACUAGGCUUAAGCGACCAGUUUUCUUUGAGCAGUCAAACAGAAGUCAAACAAAAGAAAGACGAUGUCAACAGACAGUGGACAUCUUUACAGGCUUCCGAUCCAGCAUUUGAUCUUCUUGGCAGCUCAUCCCUGUUAGAGCCUGUUGCUUCCAAUGCUCCGGCCUCCUCUGAGUCUACCUCAAAAACAGAGUCUGUGCCCUACCAGGAAACUCCUGGGGCAGCCUCCCUCCCCUUUCCCAGAGCCGCUCAGUCACUCUCAGCCUCUCUUAACCAGGAUCUGCAAGAUCUCGCCUUGCUCGAUCUCGGAAAUCCGGACAGUGCGCCAGGUCUUAUGGGCUCGGGCAGUUUGUUUGCGAUGGGCGAGGGCGGUGUCUCUGCGACGUCGUCCGCUGCUCCACCACCGCCUGCUGUGCCCUCUGUCAAGGCACCACCAGCUGGCGGUUUCCACCCUGACAGCCCAGUUUUCCGUUCUCUCUCGCCCGUCCUCUCCGGAGCUCAGUCGGGCUCACCUGCAAGUUCGGAGAUCUCCUUGGCCAACCUCUUCGUCCCACUGGAGACCAUCAAACCUAGUAAAAUUUGUCCAGUGACGGCGUACGAUAAGGACGGAGUGCGAGUCCUCCUGCACUUUGCCACCGAGUGCCCGCCGGGUCGUCCUGAUGUCCUGGUUGUGGUGGUGUCCAUGCUCAAUACAGCGCCGCUCCCUGUGAAGAACGUCCUUCUACAGGCCGCUGUGCCAAAGUCGAUGAAACUGAAGCUUCAGCCUCCUUCUGGGACAGAGCUGGUGCCAUUCAACCCUAUCCUGCCCCCUAGUGCCAUCACUCAAGUCAUGCUGCUGGCCAAUCCACUCAAGGAAAAAGUCCGGAUGCGAUAUAAGAUGACGUUCACUCUGGGAGAGCGGCAGUGCACAGACGUGGGGGAGUUGGACAAUUUCCCACCAGUAGAAAAUUGGGGUUGUCUUUAGCUCUUGAUAUUCUCAAUGUGCUGUUCUGGAAGGUUCUAUGCUUCAUAGGCCGGACAGGGAGAACCUGGUGUAUGUUACAGUAGUGUUGUGUGUGAGAAUUCACAAGUGGCUCUCUCUGCUGUUGAGUGGUGAAAAAUUCCAGUGAGGUAAAUCAGCUGAGAGGGCCUCUAAGAAAAAGAGCGAGUGAAAGAAUAUCUUAAAAAUGUAGGCCAGAAAGUGCUAUUAACGUCUCAUUGUCCGUAAAUGUCUCAUUGUGAACUGGUUCCUCAGCAUUUUUUGUGAACAUGCUCGUCGGCCACUACUGGCCCAGACUGCUGUCUGAUAAGAGAGUUACAUUAAAAUGGUUUACCUCUUUAGCCUAAGGCCCAGAACAAUGGAAGGCCUUACAAUGAUUGCUUAUGUGGAAUAUCAGAAUACAGGAUGAACAGAAAACAUAGCUUAGGCUGACAAAGAGGUGAAACCAAAACCAAACUGCUGCCUCGCGGUUUUUGCCUGCUUUUAUUUAUUUUUAUU